Messenger RNA from Myotis daubentonii (Daubenton's bat), 1432 nucleotides. RefSeq names its product NSFL1 cofactor (gene NSFL1C). NCBI's taxonomy places the organism in Eukaryota, Metazoa, Chordata, Mammalia, Chiroptera, Vespertilionidae. Gene Ontology annotation, cellular component: nucleus; cytosol. The record is from RefSeq and is a predicted model, not a curated record. Gene Ontology annotation, biological process: Golgi organization; membrane fusion; proteasome-mediated ubiquitin-dependent protein catabolic process. Gene Ontology annotation, molecular function: ubiquitin binding.
AGCGGCUGAGGCUGUGCAGCGACGGACCGGAGCAGUUUGGGGAGCACACCGGGCGAAAAUGGCGGAGAGGCAGGAGGCUCUGAGGGAGUUCGUGGCGGUGACGGGUACCGAGGACGACCGGGCUCGCUUCUUCCUGGAGUCGGCCGGCUGGGAUCUGCAGAUCGCCCUGGCGAGCUUUUAUGAGGACGGAGGGGACGAGGACAUUGUGACCAUUUCGCAGGCAACCCCCAGUUCAGUAUCCAGAGGCACAGUCUCCAGCGAUAACAGGGUAACAUCCUUCAAAGACCUCAUUCAUGACCAAGAUGAAGAUGAGGAAGAGGAAGAGGGCCAGAGGUUUUAUGCCGGAGGCUCGGAGAGAAGUGGACAACAGAUUGUUGGUCCUCCCAGGAAGAGAAGUCCCAAUGAGCUGGUGGAUGAUCUGUUUAAAGGUGCCAAGGAACAUGGAGCUGUAGCUGUGGAGCAGAUGACCAGGAGCCCUGGAGAGACCAGUAAACCAAAACCAUUUGCUGGGGGUGGCUACCGCCUUGGGGCAGCACCAGAGGAAGAGUCUGCUUACGUAGCAGGAGAAAGGAGGCGGCAUUCCAGUCAAGAUGUUCAUAUAGUGUUGAAGCUCUGGAAGAGUGGAUUCAGCCUGGACAAUGGUGAACUCAGAAGCUACCAAGACCCAUCUAAUGCCCAGUUUCUGGAGUCAAUCCGCAGAGGGGAGGUGCCAGCAGAGCUGCGGAGGUUAGCUCAUGGUGGACAGGUGAAUUUGGACAUGGAGGACCAUCGAGAUGAGGACUUUGUGAAGCCCAAAGGAGCCUUCAAAGCCUUCACUGGCGAGGGUCAGAAACUGGGCAGUGUCCUGACAGGAUCCUCUCUCCUCAGCACUGCACCCCAGGUAUUGAAUACCGUCUUUCCAGCCCAGCAAGCAGAAAAUGAAGCCAAAGCCAGCUCUUCCAUCUCCAUCGACGAGUCACAGCCUACCACAAACAUCCAAAUACGGCUUGCUGAUGGCGGAAGGCUGGUGCAGAAAUUUAAUCACAGCCACAGGAUCAGUGACAUCCGACUCUUCAUUGUGGACGCCCGGCCGGCCAUGGCCGCCACCAGCUUUGUCCUCAUGACUACUUUCCCGAACAAAGAGCUGGCUGAUGAGAACCAGACCCUUAAGGAAGCCAACCUGCUCAACGCCGUCAUCGUGCAACGAUUAACAUAACCACCCGGCCCUGCCAGGUGGCCUCACCUUCCUGUGUUUCCCAUGGCCAGCUGCCCCGUGGAGACUGCCCCUCCCGCCCCCUCUUGAACACCCAGCAGUCCAGUGCCGUCUCCUCCGUAGCUCUGGGUUCUUAGAUCUCCGGUGGACAUUUGUUUUCUCCUUAGUUGCAUUUCCUGGGGUUUUGUGACGAUCAAUGGACUUUAAAGAAAAAAAAUAAAAACAACUAAAAAAAUGGAA